Messenger RNA from Caenorhabditis angaria, 4613 nucleotides. NCBI's taxonomy places the organism in Eukaryota, Metazoa, Nematoda, Chromadorea, Rhabditida, Rhabditidae. The record is from the annotation of a GenBank genome assembly.
AUGGAACGCGGAGAUCCACAAUUUUCUUCGUUUCGAACUAAACCUCGACAACCAAUUGUUGCAUCAAGAGAUGUGAGUUUUUUUCAAAGAAAACAUUGAUAGAUAUUGGAAAUAUUGUUAUUUUUGGAUCAAAAUUUUGACAAAAAAAUCCUGGAAAUUCCAAAUUUAGAUGUUGUUUGCUAUGAAAAAAUCGAAUUUAUCUAUGAUCCGGAAUUCAAAAUUCAAAAACAGAUUUUGCCCCAAUUAUCCCCCAAACAUAUUUUUUCUCAGAUUGAAGAAGUAUUCUCGCGUGCAUCAACAUCAGCAGCUCGAUAUGUUUCAGAUAGCAGUUCCGAAAAUACAACUCGUCUCGAUGAAUCACUUUCUGAAGUUAUUCGAUUUAUAAGUGAAGGAGAUUAUGCGGCAAGACUCACUUUGAAAAAUACUCAUGUACUUGAAUUACUCGAUUAUACACCUGUUACUUUGAGUGAGUUAUUCUUGUUUUUAAAAGUAUUUAAAUAAUUUUUGAUAAUUUUUCAGGUGCAAAUACAACAAAUGCUAUUACUAGAUCUCGAUUCUAUCGAAUGUUAUUUACAAUAGGUAACAUUAAUCAAUCUUCUAACGUUUUUUAAAAUUAAAAUUUCAGCUUUUCGUAAUAUUCCUAUAAGAAGGUAUAUGGCAUGCGAAUUAGAACUUUGCGCUUCAAUUUUUAAUUGCCUAAAAAUUUCACUUCGAGAAGAAUUGGGUCCUCAAAAUAUGAUUGAUAUUCUUCGACUUCUACAGGUUUUGUGCUAUGAAAAAACUGCAACAUUAGGAAUUUGGACAAAUGAACUCAUUUCUUUUUUAAUAGGAGAAGUGUAAGUGUUUUUUCAAGUUUAAAAAUAUUGAAUUUCAAAAAAAAAAUUUUUUAAGUAUAGACCUGAAAAAUCAAAUUUCUAUCUUAUAUUUGAAGAGGGCUAUUUUUUCUUGAAAAAACCUCUUUUGAAUUUAGACUUUGAAAAAAUUCUGGUAACUUUAUUUUUUUUAGAUGUCGUGAACCCGAACAAGAAUGGAUGGCAUAUUGUAUAGCAAUUUUGUGUAAUUUAGCAACUCGAUCAAAAUCGGUUUGUAAUCGAAUUAAGAAAUCUGUAAGUUCAAUUAAUUUUUCAAAUCUAAAUAUUUUCCAAUUUUCAGUCUUCAUAUAAACAAUUUAGUCGACGAAUAAUGACUCUUUUACAACAUAAUGCUCGAAUUAUUGUAGUUUCAAGUUUAGUUUUGAUUGGAUAUUUAGAAGAAAGAGUUCGAGAUGUUGUUUAUUGUACAAAAAAUGUUCACGAAACAUUUCAAUGUGUAUUUAAUGUAUUGAUACUUGGAGAUGAUGAUUGUUUGAUGACUCGACAAAUUGCUGCUGAUUUACUUCGUCGACUUAUUGUAUCUGAUACUCCAGCAUUAUCUUCUACUCCAACUUUGGCAACAACAGGACAAGAUAUUUUGAAAUAUGAUUUUUUUGAUAAUUGUAUUCAACAAACUGCUGCAUUAUUGAUUAAUUUGGAUCCGAUGAUGGAGGAAAGUAUGAAGAUUUAUGAUCUAUUUUUGUCACUUUGCUCUUUGCAAAUUUUGAGAAGUUCCGUUUGUCAUGCAAUUUUAAAAUUUCAACCGACGGAUUCGAGAUUGACAACACCGGUUUUAGGUUAGUAUUAGUUAUUUACGCUUAAUUGACAAAUUAUUACAUCAAUAUUUUCUAUUGAUAUUUUUAGCCAUUGCCAAAACUGCAUCUAUAGAUUAUCGAUAUUGUAUAAAUAGUGAAGUUCCAUUAAAAGCGCUCAAAUUACUUGCAUAUCUUCUGAAGGUUAGUUUUUCUUCAAAAAAUAAAUUUGAAUAUACAUUUUCUAAUUUCAGGAGAUCAUUGAACCAAAUGAGAAAAUUCAUCCAAUAGUUCCAAUCAAUCAUUUAAUAAAUUUAAUAGAAGAUUGUAUCAAAACACCAAUUGAUCCGAAUGAUGAAAAUGUUGAAUUUGCUUGUAGAAGAGUUCAUCUUGGUCUAAAAUUAGCUGAAAUUGUAUCAAGAGAUGAAGAUUUUCGACCAGAAGUUUUGAAUAUUUGUUCAGCUCAUUUAUGCAAUCAAAUUGCAAAUUAUCAAUUUCAUCAAAAUCCAGUUGUAUUAUAUUUGACAAAACCGCCAUUACAAAGAACAGAAAGUUUGAAACAAUGGAGUAUUAGUGGAAUUUGUAUCGUUUUGGAACUUUGUCGAUUAUUAGCUGUAUUGAAAGAUCAUUCAAAAAUGCAUAAAGAUCAAUAUUGGCAAUUAUUAAAAGAUGAUCAUUUAGUUCCAUUUCUUGCGUAUGCAAUUGCAUUUGGAGAUCAUGAAACUGUUCAACAUGCAUUUGUUACUUAUUCACAUUGUACACAAAUACACGCAUUUCCAAGUAAUUUGUGAGUUUUUUUUUAAAUACGGAAUUCUAUGUUUCCAAAUUCUAAUGCAAAUGAUCCAAAUUUCUUGUAACGAAAAUUAGAAAAUUUCAGACUUGCUGAAAUGUUGGCUUCUUGUACUCUUCAACGAAGGCUUGGAAUCGAACUCCCAAAAAAUUCACAAACUUCCACACAAGAUGUUCGAAAUGGGUAUGAUUUUUAAAUUUUUUCCAAAACCCUCUAACAAUAAAAUCGUUUUUUUUGCAGUUUGAGUGAUAGACCACAAUCAGCGGAAUUGGAUGAAAGAUCAUUGAAAUCGUUGGAUGAAUUAUUGAAACGAGUGUCGAUUGAAGGAGCGAGUUUGAAAGAUGCAAAAACAUCGGAUAUUUUUGCAGCUUUCGAGAGGAAAAUCUCAUUUUUGAUGGUAAUUUUUCAAAGUGUUUUUUUUUGUUGAUUUAACUUAUUUAUAUUUCCAGGCACGUGAAAGAGAUCUCGAAGCUCUUCUAAAAGCAAAAGAUGAUCAAUUGACGCAAAGCGAAAAACUGAGAAUGCAAUAUCGAGGAACAUCUUCGGGACAAAAUACAAAUUUUGUAUCUGAUGUUGAGAUUUCGAAAAUGCGACUGAUUAUGCAAGAAUGUGAAGAUUUGAGAGAAAAAAAUCAAUCGCUGAAUCGACUUAUUGAAGUGGGUUAAUAGCUUUUCUUAUUUCUGAAAAUAGUUUGUUUUGCAGACUACAAAACAGAAACAUGUUAUUGAGACUGCUGAAUUACAAGAAAGUUUGAUGCGAUCUGCACAAGAAUGUGAAAAAUUGAAAAUUGAAUUGAAAGAUGGUCAAAAAAUGAUUGAUUCUUUCAGUUUGUCAUGUGAAGAUUUGAAAAGAAAAUUAGACUUGUAAGUUUUGAAAUUAUCAAUUAUCUGGAACAUUCUGAUUAUUAUUUCCAGAUCCACUGCAAAUUGUGUUGACCAACAAAAGAAAUUGACAAAAAUUGAAAAUGAUUUCAUUCUCGCAACAAAUGAAGUGAAAUGUUUGAAAUUGGAAGCUGAUCGAACACGGCAAUCGCAUGAAACAGAAAUUGUCAAACUGAAUGCUGAUGUUGCGCAAAAAGUAACGAGAAUUGAACAAUUUAUUAAUGAGGUGAGAAAAAGUUUCAACUUUCUGAGCUUUCCUGAUUUUUUCGUUCGAAAAAAUUGUGAUUUUCAGAAUUUUGAAAUCAAACGAUUAUAUGAAGAAAAACAUGUUGAAUGCGAAGCGAUCAAAGAGCAAACUGUACAAUUUGAAGGAAGAUUGAUGUUGAAAGAAAGAGAAGUUGCAAAAAUACAUGAGCAAUUAAUAAAUGCUGAACAAAGACAAUUGACUAGAGAUAGAGAAUUGUUAGCUGCACAAAAAGAGGUAAAAUUAAAAACAUUUCUGAGUUUUUGAUUUGUAACUAUUUUUCAAUUUUCAGGUAGAAUUAUAUGAAGAACGACUGUCAAAUAAAGAAAGAGAAAAUACAAAUAUUUAUACAGAAGUGAGUUUUUUUUCUAGAAUUUCUCAGAGAUUCGCUGGCCAGGUCGCCACCAGGUGGGGAGGCUGGCUGACCUGGGAACCACAUGGAAACCAUGUCGCCCGGUUUUUUUCGCUGGCAAGGUGGCCAGGCUCUGGCUAGGUCACGGCCACAUGGCUACCAUGUGGUGGCCACUUCGCCGCGUCAAAAUGAAUUUUCAUAAAAAUGUCUGAAAAACUUGUGAAUUGAGGCAUUUUCGAAAAAUUUGGCUCAUUUUCUCUUUUUUCGCAGCACUUGAAACCUUAGGAAGUGAAAAAACAGUAGAAAAUGCAGUGUUUUGAGUACAAACCACUGUCUUGCCAGCUUUCCAGGAUUUCAAACACACAGGCCACGUCGCCGGAAAACUCAAGGCGACCUGGCGGCCAUGCGGUUUCCAGGUGGUCGCAGAGAUCUGGUGGCGAGCUGGCCAGCGAAUCUCUGAGUUGACCCAAAAAUUCUCGAGGAAAAUUUCACCAAACAUUGUUUUGAAACUAUUUCAAGUUCAGAUUUUUAAGUUUUUUCACCACAUUUCUGAACUUUUUGAAUUUGAAUCAAACCAAUCUUGACGUAUCCACAUCUUAUUCCUCUUUCAAAAUAAAUAAAUCCAUAUUUUUCAGAUGCAAAGAAUUCGAGAAGAACUUGAAUCUACAAAAGGCGAAUUGAGUAAAAUGGAACAACUACAAGAAGCAAUGUAUGCAUUGGCAUCUUCGAAUCGAAAAAGAUAG